AUGUCUGGUUGUCCUACCUUAGGCGUGGACUGCAGCUUCAACAUCGUUAUGGCAAACUCGGCGAUAGCUGUAGUCUGCGCCCUAUCUCGGGGCCAAACAGCCUCGCCGAUCGCCAUCGCCCUCAUCCAUGCCGAAUCAAUCUCCUCUGUUGAACAUUGUCUGCAUAAGCUGAGAGAAGCAGGUCGCAUUAUGGAGCUGCCGAACUGCGAACCUGAAGAGGUGGUCAUGGAUGGAUCGUCUAGUAUCUACGGUGCUUGUAUCUCGGUUUACGGCGGUUUCUCUGCCAUCAGCUGCUACUUUCAUGUGAUGAAGCUUGCACGGGAGGCGAAGACCAAAGCCGAUCUACCUAAAAGUUUAUGGUUGGAGAUGAAAAAGGAUUUGGCCCUUCUCAAUGAUUCAGUAUCCCGAACCAAAUGGGAGAAGUUGGCAGAGCUACUUGUCAAGAAAUGGAAAGAAGAUAAGGGAUAG
This is a messenger RNA of Perkinsus marinus ATCC 50983, 468 nucleotides long. RefSeq lists its product as hypothetical. The record is from RefSeq and is a predicted model, not a curated record. The coding region runs from base 1 to 468 and encodes 155 amino acids. The transcript has a single exon. Lineage: Eukaryota; Perkinsozoa; Perkinsida; Perkinsidae.